CUUUCUCUCUUUCUCUCUUUUUCUUUUAAAAAUGCUAAAGCUAUCAGCAGCAUUUUUUCUAUGUCACAUCAUUUUAUCAUGCUUCCUAGUGAAUCAAAUCGAUUCUUUGUCUUUUUUUGACCAAAGGCCUUUUAGUAUCAACAGUAGAAAGAGUCGCAAACUGAUUCGAAAAGAGCACGGAGGCUUACCAGAGGCAGAUAAACUGACAGUGGAAGAAAAACAAUCAUAUAUUAAAGAUGCAUUUAUCUUUUCCUGGGAUGGAUAUAGAAACCAUAGCUGGGGAUUUGAUGAAAACAGACCUGUCUCUAAUGAUCCAAGAAAUACAAGGAACGGCUGGGGAGCGACCAUCGUUGAUAGCUUGGAUACAUUGUAUAUCAUGGGACUGAGGAAGGAGUUUGAUGAGGCAAAGGAGUUUGUUCGCAACAUUAAUUGGACCUUGGCCGAGGAACCGGUACAACUGUUUGAAACUGUCAUACGAUAUGUUGGCGGACUACUAUCAGCUUAUGAUUUAUCAAACGAUCUUGUCUUUGUCGAAAAGGCUGUCGAACUAACAGAGCUCUUGAUUCCCGCAUUUGACUCACCUACAGGAGUUCCUUACCAAUACAUGGACUUUAAGACAGGAAAGCCUUUACGAUCACCAAUCGCUUGUUUAGCAGAAGUUGGCACGAUUCAAAUAGAGUUUACAAGAUUAUCAGAGAUCACAGGAAAUUGGAAGUAUCAUCGUAUCGGCCAAAGAGUGUAUGACGCUUUUCUUAAAAUGAAUGAUACGCGCGGCCUUUAUCCCCACCUGAUCAAUGUGAAUACUGGUAAACCCGCUUCAGACCGCUACACUUGGGGUGGUAUGGGCGAUAGCUUUUAUGAGUACUUGAUCAAACAACUUGUAGUAGUAAAAGGCAAAGAUCAAACAAAAUUCAAAUUAGUCAAAGAAAUCAUCGAUGGGCUAGAAGCUCGACUACUUGUUGACUCAGCUGUAGACCCAAGUUUAUCGUUUCUAGUUGAAAUCAAUGACGGUCAACCCAGCUAUCGCAUGGAUGAGUUGGCAUGCUUUGCUCCUGCCGCAUUGAUUUUAGCCGCACGUCAUUUCCCUGACGAUUUUGGGCAUAUCGAGAGUGCUGCCAACCGUCUAUUAAAUGGGUGCUAUAGUGCAUGGGAUUCCACUAUGACAGGAUUGGCCCCGGAAGUAUUCACUUGGGAUAUGAAACCUCGAUUCUUUUAUGAACAUAAGCCUUCCGUUGUACCUGUCGUUAAAUCUUACAUAUUACGACCAGAGACGUUGGAGUCGUUGUAUUACUUUUAUGUGUACACUAAAAAUCCCGUGUAUCAAGAUAUGGCAUGGGAUAUAUUCAACUCUUUAUAUACUUACUGUAGAGCAAACUCUGGGUACACUGGUUUAUACAAUGUAGACGACAUUGAAUACCCAUGGGAUGAUCGUGAAGAAAGUUUCUUCUUUGCAGAGACGUUAAAGUAUCUAUAUCUCAUCUUUGAGGAUCCUCAUCACCCACGAUUUCCUUUUGAUCAAUGGGUCUUUAAUACAGAAGCUCAUCCAUUAAAAAUUAAAAAUUAAAGAGUGCGUUUACACUUUAUUCAUUAUCGGAAGGC
This is a messenger RNA of Rhizopus microsporus ATCC 52813, 1599 nucleotides long. RefSeq names its product seven-hairpin glycosidase. Gene Ontology annotation, biological process: N-glycan processing; carbohydrate metabolic process. Gene Ontology annotation, molecular function: calcium ion binding; mannosyl-oligosaccharide 1,2-alpha-mannosidase activity. The record is from RefSeq and is a predicted model, not a curated record. NCBI's taxonomy places the organism in Eukaryota, Fungi, Mucoromycota, Mucoromycetes, Mucorales, Rhizopodaceae. The transcript has 8 exons. Gene Ontology annotation, cellular component: Golgi membrane; endoplasmic reticulum. The coding region runs from base 32 to 1564 and encodes 510 amino acids.